GAAUCAGAAAUUAGAAUGAAGAUGUAAACACAUGCCACGCCUUUUUAUCAUAGACGAACAAUAAAUUGUGUUGCAAGAUAUAUUAUUAUUUGAAUUAAAUAUGUAUUCGUAUUUAUUUAGAACAAUAUAUCUGUAUUUAUUAUUAUUGUUUAUAAUAGUAGGAACUGAAGCAAUUCGCUGUUAUCAAUGUAGUAGUGAUACUGACCCUAAAGGGGAAGAUUUAUGUGGAGCAUAUACAAAAUUUGAUAAAGAAAAAAAUAUUGCUGUAGAAUGCAAUAGUGAAGAAUCAAAUAUGCCCGGUACAUUCUGUGUUAAAAUAACACAUCAGAGCCCUCGUGGUUUUAUUUGGAACGGUAGAUGGCGCCAGGUGAUCCGUCGAUGUGCUUCAGUAUCUAGUACCGGAGUUACGGGUGUUUGUAACUGGGGAGUUUAUGAAAAUGGAGUGUAUUGGGAAGAAUGUUCUUGUUCGGAAAAUUCUUGUAACGGAGCAUCAACAUUAUCAUCAUUUUCAAUAAUCAUUUUAUUGAUCUUUGGUAUUUCAAUUACCAUAUUUUUCUUAUGAAAAUAGAGAAUAUAAGAAUAUAAAAUAUAUCGAAGAUAAUCUAUGCUCGCAAAUAUUUAAUUAUUUAGAUAUUUUUUAAUAUAUUUUUGAUUUCAAAAUAUAUUUAAAUAAUUAAAUAAUAUUAAAAUAAUUAUGUUUAAUUUUCAUAAUAUAUGUAUUUUAGAAUGAAAAGAUAAUUUCCUAUAUCAUAAAUUAAUUACUAUUAAGACAUUUUAUUAAUAGCAACUUAUAUAUUAUAUUUGUUCAGAUAAAGAAAUAUUGGUUUAAAAAAAUAUUGAAAAAAAUCACAAUAUUAAUAUAAUUAGAAUAUGAAUUAUAACAAUAAAACUAUUUCACAUAUACAGGGUGUUUAUAAAAAUGUAAUACACUUUUGAAGAAUGGAUUCUUGAUAUCAAAAAUUCAUAUACAUAUAUGUCCGAUAAGACUUAAUUAAGGAAUUAUGAGUAUUUUAAAUUUAUAUUAGAUAGAACGAGUCGGCGAAACAGUGAGAAACGCUUAACUAGGUGACAGGCAACGCAAUAGUACCAUAUUGCAAUAUCUCUUGCAUAGCGGAGUUUUUCAAUGAAAGUAAAUAUAUUGAUAUUUUUUUAUAUAUAAUUGAUUAUUUCAAAUGAAUUUCAACAUAAGAUAAUAUAUAAUGUACAUAAAUAUCAUGUAAUGUAGCAACAUUUUUAUAUCAUUUUUAUAACAUUUAAAAAAAAUUUUAAUUAUGCAAAUUAAAAUCUAUAUAAAUAGUUAUUUAAUAGAAAUUUACUUCAGAUAAAUUAUAGCAAAUUCCAUAAUAUUUGAAGUUGUAUGAUGAUUGUACAAUAUUUCAUUUAAAAUCAUAGAUGAAUCGUACUUCAUUCAAUCUGCUGUACUUAUCGAAAUCCAUAAAAGCAAAUCAAAACACAUUUCUAUAAAAUUUAAAAUUAGAAAGGUUGAAUUUUUAUAUGCACAAUUACUUUUUUAAUUAUUUUUACAUGUACAAGAAAAUCCGAAAUAUUAAUGAUAGUUGAAUCAAUUUGAAUUUCAGUUUAUUAAAUUAUUCAAUCAAAUCAUUGAAAAAUAUUUAUCUUUAUUUCACUUGCAUUAAAUGUUUUUCAUUCUUCUGUAGAGAGAAAUAAUAAUCGAUCUGAAUAUUAUUUAUUAAUAAUAUGAAUCAAUAUUGUUACUAUUUUAGCAAUGGAAAAGAUUGAUCUAGGCUUUCGUAUUCUUAUACUUAAAAUAUACAAAUAUAAUAUUCGAUUUCGAAUAUUACUAUCUCAUUUUUUUUUCUAUCAAGUCUCUUUUUUUAACGUCCAGCAUUCAAUUAUUAGCAGCACUAUUUCAGCAAUACUUUGUUGCGGAAUUAGAAUUUGAUGAAAUAAUACAUAUUUAAAUAUUCAUUUAAAAUAAAGUUUUAAUUAAAUAAUUUUCAUAUAAAAUUGUACAAUAAUAAUCGAAAUAAUUUUAUUCAAAGAAAUUAAUGUGAAUAGUGAAUAAAAAAAAUUUAAUAUGCAAAUAAUAUAAAAAAGAAAAAUACAAUGUUUAUGAUUUUUUUAGUAUAUAAAAUAAUAGCAUUAGUAUUAAAAUAUAAAUAUUGAAUUUAAAUGAAAUAGAGACAGAAAUUUUUCAAGUUUUUCAAUUGCUUCAAUUGAUCUAUGAAUUUCAAAUUGAUUCAAAUAUCGUUAAUAAAAAAUAUAUUCAAUCUUUUUACUCUGAAAUCUUCUAUAGAUUUCCUAUAGAUAAGUAGGCAAAUUGAGUAUCAUAUAACAAUUCAACUUUGGAUUUAAAUAAUAUAUUUGUAUCAUAAAAUAAUUUCUCUAUGGAUUUAUAUAAAGUAGUUUAUAUGUUAAUAUUUUGGAAUUUACUUAUUCGAGGUAAGUUUUGUUAAAUACGUUACAUAAUAAUCAAUUGUAUAUAAAAAAAUAUUAGUAUAUUUAUUUUCAUUGAAGGGCUUCGAUAUUGCAAUACGCUACUGCCGCACAUUCAAUUCGUUCUCGCUGUUUUGCCGUUUCGCUCUAUCUAAAUAUAAACUUAAAGUACUUAUAACUCCUUAAUUAAGUUUUAUCAAACUAUAUGUAUGAAUUUUUUUUAUCGUUUUGUCUAGAAUCCACCCAAAAAUGUUUCACAUUUUUAUAAACAUCUUGUAUAUUUCAAAUUAUAUAUAUAUAUAAAAUGUAAUUUAAAUAUUUUUUAUUUAUUUAAGAAAUAGUAUUAUUUCAUUUAUUUCAUAUUAUAUAUUAAUGUAAUGAAAUUUUAUCAUUAUAUAUAAAAUAGUGUUUUAAAAUGACAUAAAAUUUAUACUUAAGAUCAAUAUAUAACACAAAUAUCCGUCCAUAUUAAAUGUUUUUUUAUAAAUUUAUUUACAUAUUUAAAAUUAAUAUAUGACACAAUUAUCCGUCCAUAUUAAAUAUGUUUUAUAUGAAAUUUAUAUUUAAAAUUAAUGUAUGACACAACACAAUUCAUUUUAUGUUAUUUUUAUAAGUCAUUGAUAAAAAAGUAAUAAAUUAAAUAAAUUAAUUAAAAAUAUAUUUUAAUGUAUUAUAAUUGAAUGUAAAUAAGAGAUAUUUUUUGUACAUGUAUAUAUUAUUUCAUUGUAUAUAUAUUAUUAUAUUAUAUAAUUAUAUUAUUAUAUAGUGAAAUUUAUGAAUGAAAGAAUAUUAUGAAAAUAUUAAACAAAUGAAUUUUAUAUUUGAGAUAAUAAGAUUAAAGUAUGUAAGAUAAAGUAUGUAAGAUAAAGUUAAAAGAUAUUAAAAUUUUAAGUAAAGCAAUAUAAACCAUGAA
Molecule: messenger RNA, 3310 nt
Organism: Apis cerana (Asiatic honeybee)
Lineage: Eukaryota; Metazoa; Arthropoda; Insecta; Hymenoptera; Apidae
Biological process (GO): positive regulation of voltage-gated potassium channel activity; regulation of synaptic transmission, cholinergic; sleep
Source: RefSeq, a predicted model, not a curated record